UGUGCUGAUAUCCGAUAUCGAGAGAAUCGUAAAUAAUGGCGAUUGCACUGCUCCUAUAUCCCUGGGCUGACCUCGGUAGGUGGACGCUCAGUGUACAGGGAGCUUUACCGCGUGUGUAAAUAACCCUGACCUGGGAGUGUGGACGCACAGUGUAGAAGGAGCUUUACUGUGUCUCUAAUCCUGAACCUGGGAAUGCAGCUUCACAGCGUGAGAAGCUGCAAGUGGCAAGAUUGGGUAACAGAAUGUGUCUUACUAUUACAUUUCUCGUGUCACAGGGCAACUUAAGUCUGUCGUUUUUCAGGACGGUUAAGCGUGAAAUUCCCGGGAACAAAAGAGCUCAGAAUCGGGUUUGGGAAACCGUGUUUCGCACAUUUCUGUGGAGCAGAUACAGAGGGAACUAACAAGACCUUCAAAAUGGGAAAUGAAGGCAAUAUAACAGUGGAGAUGGCCUGCCUGGGCCGCCCUUUCAGGCUGGGAAUGCUGUACGAUUGUCGCUCAGACUCUCUUAUCCCAGGAAUCACAUUGUGGGAUUUGGAAACGCUGAAUGCGAGUGUGCGACCGCAGCCCAACACUCAAUUUCAGAUAAUUGCAUCAGACAGCAUCGAGGACAAAUCAUCUGCCCUGAAUGUGACAGGAGAGCUGAAAGCCAGUCUCCUGGGCGGAAUGAUCCAGUUACAAGGAUCUGCCAAGUACCUGAACGACACAAGGAAGUCCCAGCACCAGGCCCGAGUAACGCUGCAGUAUUCCACCACGACCAGAUUUGAACAACUGUCCAUGAAAUACUUGGGGGAACAGAACAUUUCUGACCGUAAAGUUUUUGAUCAGGGCACAGCCACGCACGUGGUGACAGCAGUGCUAUUCGGGGCUCAGGCCUUUUUUGUGUUUGAUCGAGAGAUCUCGUCCUCAGAGAGUCUUACCGACGUUCAGCGUCACAUGGAAGCAAAAAUUUGUAAUAUCCCCAAGAUUGGAAUUGACGGUGAAGUUUCCCUGAAAAUGUCAGAAGAAGCAAAAGUAAAUGACAAGAAAUUCAGCUUCACCUUCUACGGUGAUUAUGCCCUUUCAUUCAUCCCCACCACCUUCGUGGACGCCAUCGACAUUUACACAAGCCUCCCCCAGCGGCUGGGAGAGAAUGGAGAACAUGCAGUGCCCAUGAAAGUCUGGCUCUACCCGCUCAACAAGCUGGACUUCAUGGCAGCACAACUGGUAUGUGGCAUCAGUGUGAACCUGGUCAGUCGCUCACAGGCUCUUCUGGAGGCCCUCAAUGAGGUGGACAUGAGGUGCAAUGAUAUUAUGACAGAAUUUGCCCGCAUCCCAUUUCCCGAGAUCAAACAAAAGCUCCAGAGGUUUAGAGCGCGGUGUGCAGAGCACAGGCUGGGCUUCCAGAAGCGCUUGGCUAGCAUUCUGCCCUCUAUCCGGGGAGGCGAGAAGGAGGAGGGAAUUCUGGCCGAUAUUCUGAACGACAACGGGCAAUCACCAUUGGAAAGCCAGUCACUGACUGAAUGGCUGAACAACAUGCAUCAGGAAAUGUUUGUGGUGAGAAAUUAUCUCACAAAAAUGAAAGACAUAAAGUGUGUGACACAGAAUGAGCUCGAUACAGAGGUUUUGGACCCAAUGAUCGAGCACGUGGUCUGCUUCACGUUCACAUCACUACAUCAAGAAGAUUUGCAUCUGUCAGAAAUAGACAAUUAUCUGCAAUCUCAAAGCCUUGGGAAAGCAUAUCUGCCAAUACCUGCCAAUCCUGGCCAGGAGCCAUGGUUCCGCUCCUCCCAUUCGAUGCGGGAGUGUGCACGAAUAUUCCUGGGUUUUUACACAGCCAACAGAGCAGAUGAGAGCACCAAGUACGUUGUUGCCUCUGUGCCAGACAAGGACCACCCGGGAGCUUCCAUUUACCUGUAUGAAGAUGGAACGUUACUGAGCAGAUGUUUCAAACCUCCAUCGAAACCUCCGACUCCCUCGGUGUGUGGAAGGUCACACGACAGUGUCAGCCUGAACUUAAAUCCAGCAGACCCCAAUGCUGGUCUGACUGUGGAGUACAGAGUGGAAUACCGCACAGCCCCACAGGAAGGCUGGAGCAUACUGACCACCCAGGAGCAAACAGAAGCCACCAUACCUUGUUUAAGUCCAUACAAAAUGUAUCAGUUCCAGUACAGAGCAGUGAGCAAAGAGAAGCUUCAGAGGUUCAGAGCGGACAGCCAGGUCAGUGACACUGUGAGUGUGUCGACACUUCCCACAAGUGCCCCUGGGAAGCCUUCGAUAGUGCAGAAAGAAGCGUUUGGUGUGCAAUUGACCUGGGACAAGCCCGAUGUUGUGGGAGAUGGUGUCACUGUACAGUAUUACAAGAUACAAUACCAAGAAAGCAGGAAAACCUCAAAUGCUGAAUGUGACCAGUGGCAGGAAAUCAGGACAAAGGACAGUGAAUGUCUUUAUAUAUUAGCGGGAUUGAAACCCAGCACAUCCUACAUCCUUCGUGUAUCCGCUGUUUGUGCUCAGGCAGGUGAGAGCGCACCAAGUUUCGAGACCUCACUAACAACAAAGGACAUACCAAAGUCACCGUCCCGAAGUUUUCUGAACGAAAGCAAAUUACUGAAAAAUGGGAGCCCUUCGAUUUAUGAGCUCCAGCGUGUGAGAGUUGAAAACCAGGGAGACUUUGAAAAAUACAGUUGUGGAAAGGGAUUAUUCACGCGCAAUAUCAAGUCUAUCAUGGUUCUCGGAGCUACAGGUUCGGGGAAAACCACCCUCAUCAACGCCAUGGCCAACUAUAUCCUCGGAGUGGAGUGGGAGGAUGAUUUCCGAUUCAAGUUAAUACACGAAGAGACUAACAGAUCUCAGGCUGAAAGUCAAACAGCUUCAAUCACUGCUUAUGAACUCAACAACCAAGAGGGAUUCAGGAUUCCUUACCCUCUGAUUAUUAUAGACACCCCAGGAUUUGGAGACACCCGAGGAAUAGCACGAGACAGAGAAAUCAUUGAAAAGAUCAGAAAUUUCUUUACGUCCCCACAGGGUGUAGAUCAAAUCGAUGCCAUAUGCUUUGUUGUCCAGGCCUCUUUGGCCCGACUGACUACGACACAGAAAUAUAUCUUUGAUUCAAUUCUUUCUCUUUUUGGCAAAGAUAUUGCAGAAAACAUCCGAGUGUUGGUCACCUUCGCAGAUGGACAGCUUCCUCCUGUUCUAGAGGCAAUCAAACAAUCUGAGAUCCCGUGUCCCAAAGGGGAGGAAGAUCAACCACUUCACUUCAAAUUCAACAACUCGGCCAUUUUCGCCCAAACUGGAACAUCUGUUAAUAAUGUCAACACCAGGAACUUUGACAAAAUGUUCUGGGAAAUGGGAACAGCCAGCAUGGAGCAUUUCUUUAACGCUCUGCACAAAAUGCCUACAAAGAGUCUACUUUUAACCAAGGAGGUUCUUGAUGAGCGGAAGCAACUCGAUGUUACUGUGGAGGGCCUGCAACCGCAAAUCAAUGUGGGUUUGAGCAAGCUGGAGGAGAUUAGGAAAACACAGCAUAUUUUGCAGCAGCACGAAGCUGAAGUGGCGGCAAAUCAAAACUUUGAGUAUGAUUUUGAAUAUACAGUACAAGAAAAGAUUGAUAUCAGCGGGACGGGAACGUUCAUAACUAAUUGUUGUCAUUGUAACUUCACAUGUCACUAUCCCUGUUGCAUUCCCAAUGACGGACACAAACAUCGCUGUGCAGCUAUGAAAUCGGGAAACUGCACGGUCUGCCCCAACCAUUGUCACUGGAGUGCUCAUUUCAAUCAAACUUACAAGUUUAAUUAUAUCAAGAAAACUGAAAAGAGAACGUUUGCGGAGCUGAAAGACAAGUAUGAGAAGGCCUCCGGUGAAAAGAUGACCCAAGAAAAGCUGAUGAUGAAAUUAGAGGAGGAAUUACUUCUGAUUGAAGUCACGGUUCUGAAACUGGUGGAAACAUUAUCUCAUUGUCUUGAACGGCUUAAAGAAAUAGCUCUCAGACCAAAUCCACUGUCGACCCCGGAGUACAUCGAUCUGCUGAUUGAGGCGGAGAAACAAGAAAGAAAGCCUGGAUACAUGGAACGCAUUGAAUCAUUGAAUCAGGUCAAGAAUCAGGCACAGAUAUGCGUAAAAGUCAGCAACAAAGUGGACCUCUUACCAGAAGAGUUCAAUAUACACAUACGCCAACAACAAAUGCAGCAAGAAAACAAAAAAGGAAAGAAAGGAUGGUUUAGCUGGCUCAAUAAAUAGCUCAGAAAUCCACUUCGGCUGGCGGUGGAUAGAAUGAGCAAUUGUAUUGACCUCACUCGAUGCUCUUCCUAUGGAUAAUAGGACAACGCAACUCAUUUGCUGCUGGCUUGAAUGGUUCAGUGCAGCUGACCUUCGACGAUAUGAUCUUCAGCAGCUUCCUCCAACUACAGGAGCAUUCCAUGAUCAGGAUGCAGUAGAAUGGCAACCAAAGAGAAUUAUUAACUGUUGUAACGCAACUCAUCAAACAGCUUGGAAGCCUGAAAUUACACAUUUCCAAUCCUAAUUAAUGUAACUCUUAAAUUCAGUCUAAACUAGGAUGUCUCUCGCUCGACCAGUUUGCUGACGCUUCACAUGUGUGUAAUCCUGAACCCAAUGAAUCCGGUGGCUUUGAAGAAUGAUCAUUGAAUGUUCUCUUGUAUUUUUUGUUUGACAAUUAGUCUCAUAGUAACCGAAAGACACAUUAGUGAUUAUAGUGCUGAUAAUUUAUAAUUGCUAUUAGAUGUGGCCUAACCAUCAAUUCCACUAUAAUUACAUUGAUAUAUCGACAUUCACCUCUAAACGACAUCUCACAGCUCUGGAAGACACAGAACUUUGUCUAUGGGCAGCACCGCAAGAAAACAAGUUUCGUCUGGAUGAAGAAAGCCAUACAGUACAGCGGUUGUCAUCCCUACAAAACCUCGCACGAGUGUCUGAAUCAGAACUUCAAGCUGCUUUUUAAACAUGCCCUGAAUCCUGACCUUAAUCACUCAUUCAGAUAAUCUGUACCAGUCGCUAAUUGCCCUCCGUGUAAAGAAAAACUCCCUGUCGUCUGUCCUGAAAUUACAAUUGGAUACUUGUGUCUUCUUCCACUGUCCUGUUGCAACCCAAUCUAUUGAUCUGAGUUUAUUUUUUCAAUCCCAAUUAAAUUAUUAGGUUCCAUCUCAGUCUUCUUCUCUCCAGAGUGAAAGAGACUUCACUUGUCUAAUCGUAGCUCAGAACUCAUUCCUCCAACCUUGGGAUCGUCCUCGUUGCUCUCCACUGCAAAGUCUCUAAGUCCGGGCAACCCUUAUGUCACGGUGACCAGAGCUUUCAGCAAGACUCCAGAUGUGGUCUGACAAGAGCAGUUUGCAGUCUGAGUUUGAUGUCUGGGGAUCUACACUCAGCUGAUAACCUAAUCCAACGCAUCUUGGAUUUCGAGAUACAUUCCAUUGCAAGGCUUUCCGCAGCCAACCUGAACUGUCAAUUCUUUAUAAACCGAUGAGACUCGUCAGACAGAACCUAUCCUUUCUGAGCCUGUGUUGGAUGUCAAUUGUUCGAUUAUAUUUUAGAUAUUUUUUCGUUUCCUUUCUAAUGAUUAACUGCACCGUGGUCUUACUGUUGAGCUCAGGGCAAUGGUGUAUAAUUUCCAGGAUUCAUUUGCCGUUUUUAUAACCCUUGCAUUUGAUAUAUUUGCCUUCUAUAUCGUUUUAUUCCCAGAUGCCUUUGGAGAAUCUGGGUCUCCAGUAUAGUGAAUCGUGCAGCUCAAACAAUGUUUGCUUCUACUGUGGCUGCACGUAGUGAGAUUUUCUCUGAUCAAAGUGAAUAAUUGUGUUGUUAAAUUAGGUUAGCUUAUGCUGCUUAGAUCGAGAGGAGCUGAUUUGCAGAAUUACCAACUUGGUGAUCGUUAUUGUUUUGAUGUUGUCAACGUGAUGGUUAUAUGAUUGUUGUCUUGUGUUGAGGUGACUGAUAGAAAUUCCGGUUUUCAAUAAAUUGAGCUGAGUUAUUGAACGUGUACCUUAGUGUGACAAGUGUUAAUUGGAGGCUGCUGUCACUCUACUUAAGAAGUUGUCAUGAUAUAUUGUGCUAUGAUGAGUUACACUGACUAAGAAGGAAGAAGUGACUAUGUUAUGGACGUUGUAGAUUUUAAUGUAAAUCGCUGAACAGUGUUCAGUUCUGAUGAUUAGCUGACCUGAAGUAAUAAUAAUCUUUGCAUUUGAUAUAGCGCUUUUCACGUCGCGCGGACGUCCCAAAGCGCUUCACAGAACACACUGUAAAGUGAAUUGACUGUAUAUUUGUGGGCGAACGCGGCAGCCAAUUGCGCAAGUAAACAGAGAAGCGUUAUUAGAAAGUGUUGCUGAGCCACAUAUCAGCAGUCAUAGCAAGCGCACCGUCUGCUUACCCAGCCGGGCAGACAUCCCACCCGAAUUGAUGAGAUUCAAGCCACUUGGAUAAACAAGAGUCAAGUGACACGCAGGCAGAAAGAAGAACAGAGGUAGAUGACAAAGGAACACAGCCGCAAGAGGUUCAACGUCUUCGAUUAUCAAUCAUCUAAAACAGGAGGCAGUUGUCUUGUAUGUAUGAACACUGAUAAUGUCAUAAAAGUGAGGUUCAAUACGUGAGCAUAAAGCAUAAUAUUUUAUUGUGUAACCGUACCUGUUCUAACCGUGCUUAGGGAAACUACGACAAUUGGAACCAUGCUUAAUAUAACCAUGCCUCUUGCGACCAUCACUGUUGCGAUCCUGUUGAUUUUAAUCUAGCCUAGCGUAACCAUGUUUACUGCAACGGUGCUUAUCGUAACCAUGCAUAUUAUUAGCAUAUUUAUGGUAACCAUGUUUACUGUAGCCUAGCCAAGUGUAACCAUGUUUACUAUAACUUAGCCAAUUGUAGCCAUGUUUGCCAUAACUUACCUUAUUUUAACCAUGUUUAAUAAAGCGAUGCCUACUGCAAUCAUGUUUAAUGUAACCAUGCCUAGUUUAACCAUGUUUGCUAGAACUUAGCCUUUUGUUAUCAUAUUUACCAUAACCAUGCCUAGUGUAACCACGUUUACUGUAACCAUGCCUAGUGUAACCAUGUUUACUGUAAUCAUACCUGGUUUAACUUGCUUACUGAAUCAAUGCGAAGCUUUAUGGAUUUUUGCCUUAGUAAAUAAAUCAAAUUUUGAGUAUAGAAAA
Callorhinchus milii (elephant shark) is the source of this 7121-nucleotide messenger RNA. RefSeq lists its product as uncharacterized. Bases 415 to 4212 code for a protein of 1265 amino acids. The transcript has 2 exons. Gene Ontology annotation, molecular function: GTP binding; protein binding. NCBI's taxonomy places the organism in Eukaryota, Metazoa, Chordata, Chondrichthyes, Chimaeriformes, Callorhinchidae. The record is from RefSeq and is a predicted model, not a curated record.